Molecule: messenger RNA, 837 nt
Organism: Drosophila innubila
Lineage: Eukaryota; Metazoa; Arthropoda; Insecta; Diptera; Drosophilidae
Gene: CHOp24
Product: transmembrane emp24 domain-containing protein 2
Exons: 3
Coding region: 93-719 (208 amino acids)
Biological process (GO): endoplasmic reticulum to Golgi vesicle-mediated transport; intracellular protein transport; Golgi organization
Cellular component (GO): endoplasmic reticulum; endoplasmic reticulum-Golgi intermediate compartment; COPII-coated ER to Golgi transport vesicle
Source: RefSeq, a predicted model, not a curated record
GCCAAUCGACACAAGUACAACUACGUGGCUGCCGCUUUUUAGAAAAUUUACAACAAUUUCCACGAGAAAGGAGUUAAAUCAGCCACGACAUAAUGGAAACAACAGUAACCAAACUGCUGCUAGCAUUAUGUGGACUAAUUAUGCUGUCAACAGCGGCCCAGGCGUUUAUCGUAAAUGUCGAUGCACAUAACGAGGAAUGUUUCUUUGAGAAUGUUGAAGGUGGCACAAAAUUUGGAGUUACAUUCGAGGUGAUUGAUGGCGGCUUCUAUGAUGUGGACAUCAAAAUCACCGGCCCCGAUCAGCACGUAAUGUACGAGACCGAAAAGGAAUCAUCGGGAAAAUACACAUUUGUUGCACCAUCGAAGGGAGCCUACACCGUUUGCUUCAACAACGAGCGCAGCAGCAUGACACCCAAGCUCAUCAUGUUCUCCAUUGAAUUGGGCGAACCACCGCAACGUGCACCCGGUGCACCUGGCCAGGAAGAGGUCGGACACACCAAGCUCGAGGACAUGAUACUCGAGCUUUCGGGCAAGUUGACCAGCGUCAAGCACGAGCAGGAAUACAUGCACGUGCGUGACAAGAUUCAUCGUUCGGUCAAUGAAAGCACCAACUCCCGUGUCGUCUUGUGGUCCACAUUUGAGGCUCUGGUCCUGGUGCUCAUGACCGUCGGACAGGUGUAUUACCUUAAGCGUUUCUUUGAGGUCAAGCGCGUUGUUUAAUCCUUGUGCAACAUCCUUUACGUUGCGCACGUGUAUAGAUGGAAUGUAUAUGUGUGGCAGUCUCAGCCUAAUUUUAACUGAUAAAUUAAAUAAUUUUUUUGUAACAAAAUUUAAACAC